This is a messenger RNA of Neodiprion virginianus, 3767 nucleotides long. RefSeq names its product cholesterol 7-desaturase nvd (gene nvd). Gene Ontology annotation, biological process: chlorophyll biosynthetic process; cholesterol metabolic process. The transcript is spliced from 5 exons. The coding region runs from base 405 to 1796 and encodes 463 amino acids. Gene Ontology annotation, molecular function: 2 iron, 2 sulfur cluster binding; chlorophyllide a oxygenase activity. NCBI's taxonomy places the organism in Eukaryota, Metazoa, Arthropoda, Insecta, Hymenoptera, Diprionidae. Gene Ontology annotation, cellular component: chloroplast. The record is from RefSeq and is a predicted model, not a curated record.
CCGGUGUGACUUGAUUUUGUGAUGUACACUACAAUAUCUCUACUCGACAUACCCUCAAAAUCGCUCCAUAUAAAGGAUGUAGAAGUGUCGGAGUUUUCCAGUUGUAAAGAAUUAAACACACGCCUCGGGACUGCUUUCGUAGCAUCGUGAACUCCACCAUUCCCAAGUUCCGUGUCACUGAUUCUCUCUUUUUUCUAAUCAUCUUGGAUUAAGCAAUUGAUAUUACCUCUUCAGUGCACGCGAUUUCUAUAGUCUUCGCCUGGCCAGGUUUCAAUUUUUUUACCCACGAGCGGUCUUUUCCCGCGCCGGUAUGCGUUCGCGUAUAGUUGGAUUUUACUCGACGCGGUAUAAUAAUUGACACUCUCUGCUGUAGAAUAACGAGUGAUACUACCUUCAAAGAUAAGAUGGCAGUCGUCUGGUGGAUAGUGAGUGCCGUAACAUCCGCGCUCAUUCUAAUUUACCUGGCAUUCUUCUGGAAGAUCAAUUGGAUCAAGGAUUUGACGGAAAAUGACGCGAAGAGGUCUUGGCUCAACAAGCGAUUAGGUGAUGGUAAGAGUGGAGGUGGUUCGAGGAACAAGAACAGAAAAGUAGGUCACCUACCCCCGGUGUAUCCGAACGGAUGGUUCGCGCUCUUGGAAAGCUCGCAUUUGAAACGUGGCGAAGCCAAGCACAUCUCAGCUCUUGGACAGAACUUUGCAGUUUUUAGAACGCAAAAGGGAACUGUUAGCGUACUGGAUGCUUAUUGCCCACACCUAGGCGCGAACAUGGGAGAGGGUGGCAGAGUUCGAGGAGAUUGUCUCGAAUGUCCCUUUCACGGCUGGCUUUUCAGAGGAGCCGACGGUCGAUGCCAGGACAUACCAUACUCGGACAAAGUGCCAGAAUUCGCGAAAACCAAGGCGUGGGAUUGCUGCGAAGUCAACCAAUUGAUCUUCGUUUGGCAUCACGCAGAGAACGCAAAGCCAAGCUGGCGGCCGCAAGCCCUCGGAGAAAUAUCUGACGGGAGGUGGCGUUAUCACGGAAGAAACGAGUUCAUUGUCAACAGUCAUAUACAGGAAAUACCGGAAAACGGAGCUGACUGGGCUCACCUUAGCGCUGUUCACGGUCCUUCGAUUCUACUAAGCGAGCGUGUACCGUGGCUUGCACGUCACAGCUGGACGGGAGCGGAAUGGACGUCGCACGUAUCGCCGCCGCAAGAGCGAACAAUGGCAAAGGAGGAGGAAGCAGGAAAGGCACAGGCUGAAGAGGAAUGUGGGGCUGAGGUUGACAAUGCACCGGAAACCGACCCCAACGUAUCGCGAGAAAAUGUAGCAGGCACGGGGAAGUUCGAAAACGGUGGUGGCAAGAUUAGCAAGGAUAAAACGGCGAGCGGCAACAAGUCGCACAAGGCGAUAAUGCGGUUACGUCACAGCUUGAUCCUCUUCGAACGCAUCCCAAUCCUGGAACUUGACGUUCGAGCCGAACAGAUAGGACCCGGUUACGUGGAACUGCUCGUGCAAAGCAGCAUGGGGCCGAUGUGCAUUCUGCAAACUGUCACGCCGCUGGAGCCACUAAUGCAACGCGUUACACAUCUAAUGUUCGCACCCCCCCUGCUUGCGCCGCUCGCUACUCUGGUACUGUUUGGCGAAAGCGUAAUGUUCGAGCGGGAUGUUGCCGUCUGGAAUCACAAGCGUUUCGAGCAAAGGCCCCUUUUGGUUCGUGAGGAUCGAUCGAUUCUUGCCUACCGCCGGUGGUACGCGCAGUUCUAUUCACCCCACAGUCCGACCUAUCAGUCCACCACGCGAUCGCUGCAAUGGUAAUUUUUCAUUUUUCCAAUCACACACAUAUUCAGACACGUCGCCGACGACCAUUUUUCCUGUAUAUCAACAUUCAGUCAGUUUCUCCGGACUGAUAUCAUUUCAGCGGAGUCGAUGUGAUUGGCCGAAUACUCCGAAAUUUUGCCCAUGCUAAAUUUUUUUUUCUUUUUUUCCAACUGUCGCGGUUAUAAAUAGAUUAUGGAAAAUAUAAGUGUCCGGAACGACGUGUCACAUUAAAAAUUAAAUAUCAUUAGAAUAGUACUCCAUGAAACAGUAUUUAAGCAUAAAUAGUACUGAUUAUAGUAGUCUGAAACGCUCUCCUCCUUCCCACUUUCCAUCGCUGCACCGCAAACCCCGCGAGAACGAGUCGAAUAAUCUGGAAAUUCGUUGUUUUUAAGAAACAUACCACGGGAUGCUUGUAAAUAAAAACAGCUGCUGUAUUUGUGAAUUUAUGUUAUUAUAAGACCAAGAUAGUUCAUUUGAUUAAGUUUGCUUGGAAAUUGCCAACGGAAUCAUGAGUGUCUUGCAUUCCAUAAAUAUAAUAUUGGUUCAGCGGAAUUGUCACUAAUAACACUGUACAUAAAUAACAGUAAUUCUAUCGCGAAAAACUACAUACAACAGUAGAAAUUCGUUGACAUAAUAAAUAAGAACGCAGAUUAUUACCCAGAAAUUGUGCUAUAUAAAUUCAUUCGCUGCUUACAAAUAUUCAACUUCCCUUUCACCGUGUGUAUUAUUAGUUAUCACAGAAUUCUUAUCUUAUUAUUAAUUAAUUCUACAGCUUAAGCAUGUUAGAGUUAUUUGAAAACAAUUGUUUGUCUUCAAUUGUUAUAUUCCAUCCCCCAAAUCUGUUCGUUCUAGUAUAAGGUUAAAUGCUUUGAAGUCUGGGCACUAGAAAAAUAUCUAAAAUAAGACUGCGCGACGUACGCACGGGAGUAAGUUCUACAACUAGUAGAAAACAUUGUAAAGAGAUUAUUUUCAAUAACGUAUGGGUGUACAAGACUGAAGAAGAACUUAUUGUCUCACAACUGCAAUGGAGCCUACUCGGCAUAAAAGUAUUAUCGAGAUACGAUCGAGAUGAACUUUGAAAUGUUUCGAGACCAUUGUCGAGUAUGAGAUUAAAGAAAGAACUGCAAUUCCCAUUGUUGAUUUAAGAGUGUACCGAUCAUACGGUCCAGUCAAAGAGCUGUCCAGACAGAAAUAUGAUAUAACAAUGGUUUGGACAUGCAACUGAAGUCAAUCGAGUUGAAUUUUGUUGAAACAAUAUUCCCUUGACAUGGAAAAAAUACAAAAACCGUAGGUAAACUUCAGAUACAACACAGCACAAUUAUUGAUGAUUUUGAAAAGAUCACGUUAUUGCAUCAUUUUUACAAUGAAGCAAACUGUAUCCGUUGAUAGAUUUUAAUGAAUUAGAGCUGAUCUUCUUCAUAAAUGAAAUCUUUACAUACCAACAGUCAUAUUUUGUAUUCAACUUCUCCGUUACUGAAGAAAAAAAGUAAACAAAAAAAAAUAAAACACGAUUAGCGAAAUCAUUGUAAAUGAUCAAUAGUACACCAAUGCCAUAAUAAAAAAUACUAGAUUCUUAUCCAAAAUGUGAUUAUCCAGAUUUUUAGAGAAUUUAUUUACGAACAAAGUGAACCGUAGUUAAUUGUAAUCGAUCUAACGAUGCGAAUUUUUUCAUUGUACAAAUGAUUCAGUAAAGGAGAUCUUUAUGAAGUCAUCAAUAAUUGUGCUACUGUAGCUGAAAUUGCCGGUUUUCUUAAUUUUUCCUACAUUAUGGAAAUUUUGUUUCAACUAAAUCCAACUCGAUUAACUUCAAUUGCACUUUCAAUUCUCCAUUACAUUAUAUGUCUAUCUUGACAACUCUUCCACUGGACUGUACGCUUGGUACACACUUAAAGUGUUGGACAGAUGGCACACAUGAUUUCACAACAGUCGUUCACAGGUGUUUCACGAAUUACCAUAUUACUUCAGGGU